Molecule: messenger RNA, 1461 nt
Organism: Haemonchus placei
Lineage: Eukaryota; Metazoa; Nematoda; Chromadorea; Rhabditida; Trichostrongylidae
Source: the annotation of a GenBank genome assembly
AUGAUGCCCGGAUGUAUGAUAUCUAAAUUCGCGGCUCUUACGAAAUUCUGGACAUUUUGCGUCAUCACUCAAGUGUUUCGGAAUUCACUUCAUUUUCACUUACUUUUAGGACCCACUAAUGAUCGGCAAAAGGCUGUUGUGGACGCCUUCAAACACGCUUGGGAAGGAUAUCGAAAAUAUGCUUGGGGUCACGAUCAGUUGAAACCGAUCAGUGGUGGCUACUCUGAUUGGUUCGAUACAGGUCUGACUAUUGUGGACGCACUUGAUACAGCUAUUAUAAUGGGCCUCGAAGAAGUGGCGCAAGGAACCGAAUGGAUACGAGAUUCUCUAACAUUUGAAAAAGAUCGCUAUGUUAAUCUUUUCGAAACAACGAUUCGCACCCUAGGCGGUCUCCUGAGCGCAUACCAUCUUACCGGUGACAGGAUGUUCGUCACAAAAGCAGAGGAUCUUGCCGGACGUUUGAUGAGUGCUUUUACCAAGUCAAAAUCAGCUAUUCCAUUAAGUGAUGUGAACCUGAAGACAAGCAAAGCGAAGUCACCAGCAUGGAGUAGUGAGUCAUCAUUAUCUGAGGUAACAUCGCUACAGCUCGAGUUUCGAGAUCUUUCCCGAGUAACCGGAAGGAAAGUUUACGAGGAAAUCUCGUUCAAAACCUCGAAGCAUAUUCACGAUAUCGGCUGUAAGGACCAUGAUGGCCUAUGCGAUAUGUAUUUGAACACAAACACUGGGCGGUUCCGAACCGGAACCACAAUCACGUUCGGGGCCCGGGCUGACAGCUACUACGAAUACCUUUUUAAGCAGUGGUUACAAACCGGGAAGACCAUUGAUUGGUUGUUAGAUGACUACAAAACGGCAAUGGAAUCUAUGGAAUCGAAAUUGUACAGGUAUUCGGAACCAAAUAAAUUAGGCUUCGUUGGCGAAUUGCAAGGAAACGUUUUUUCUCCAAAAAUGGACCACUUGGUGUGCUUUCUCAGUGGAACAUUAGCUCUAGGCAGUCAGAAUGGUUUGCCCGCUGAACACAUGAAGUUGGCAAAGGUAACAUGCAAAGCAAUGUACAAAACUCCGACUGGACUUGGGCCAGAAAUCGCUUACUUCAAUAUGAUGCCCGGUAUUAAAGAAGAUCUCAGCAUUAAGCCUCUUGAUGCGCACUCAUUGUUGAGACCAGAAGCGGUUGAAGCUUGGUUCUACCUUUACCGGCUAACAGGAGACAAGACGUACCAGGAGUGGGGCUGGGAAGCUUUCAAUGCGAUUGAGAAGUAUGCAAAAGUAAAAGGCGGCUAUUCAUCGGUGAAAAACGUAAAAAGGAUACCAUGUGUUUUCAGUGACCUCAUGGAAUCGUUCUUCUUAGCAGAAACGCUCAAAUAUCUCUACCUUUUAUUUGCCGAUGAUCAGACAAACCUAUUUCCAUUAGACGAGUGGGUAUUUAACACUGAAGCGCAUCCACUUCCGAUCUAUUCUAACUAA